AUGUCGCUCGGCCACAACGCCUGGCCCCCGGGCAAUAUUCGGCCUCCGGAUGACCUCCAGGAUUCCCCUCGGCCCGUCAAUGGCUUGGUAAAGACUUUAUCGGGCUCCCGGACGCCUCAAAUACGCGGCUCUGUCGGCGCUGAAGGGCAGAACCCCAACUCGACAUCGGAAGCUGAUAUCGCGACCGAGGAAGACCCGCGCAUUGCCCAAUUCCGGGAAUUGUAUCGCCGAAGCGAGGCGAAAAUUAGCCUGCUGUUCUCGGGACAAGAUCUGGGUGAGGAUACGGUGGGGGCCCCGGCCUCCGGGGAAGGAGAGCAGUCGGAGGCUCACAACGCACGCGUCGAAAACGGCCCACCUCCGACCGCCCCGCGCAAGUCGGCGCGCAAACUUGACGACGACGACUAUGAUGAUUACGACGAGGACGAAGACAUGGAGGACGCCGCCGAAUCCCCAAAGUCCAAGCCUGCCGCCCCACAUGAUCCUAGUGGCACCGCGUCGUCCGCACACCACCCUAGCAUAUCCUCAUCCACUGGCGCAGAUGAGACUAAAGAGAUCAAGAAGGAGACAAUGGAGGAUCUCCGGAAGAAACUCGAAGAAGACAAGAAGGCCACCGAGGAGGCCGCUAGGAGAAGCUUCCAUACCAUUUUCUACACCCUUGAGAAUGACCGAGAUGCGAUGCUGGAUCAACAGCGUUUGGAAGAGUCAGAAAGACAAGUCGAGGCGGAGAUAUCCGGGCAGGCGAACAUGGGUGGUAACAAUGCCCAAGGGGCCUCCAAUGGCUAUAGCUCCCUGAGCAACACCAACCUGGGGGCUUCCAGCCUGACAUUGAAGAACCUUAUUGCCAGAAUCGACAAGAAGCGCGAUAGGGUACAGGCAUCGGAUGCCGAGCUGCGCAGUCUGCUGAGCGAGGUUCGUAAAAACCGCAGCAAAUGGGCAAACGAAGAUAAGGUCGGCCAGGAGGAGCUGUAUGAAGCAUGCGAGAAGGUUCUCAGUGAACUCAAAGCCAUGACCGAGCACUCGACUGCCUUCUUGACCCGUGUCAACAAACGCGAUGCACCUGAUUAUCAUACUGUCAUCAAGCACCCGAUGGAUCUCGGCUCGAUGACGAAGAAGUUGAAGGGACUGCAAUACCGAUCCAAACAAGACUUUGUCGAUGAUCUCACCUUAAUUUGGGCCAAUUGUCUUAAAUAUAACACCAACUCCGACCAUCCUCUUCGCAAACAUGCACUCUACAUGCGCAAGGAGACAGAGAAACUCGUCCCCCUCAUUCCUGACAUUGUCAUCCGAGACCGAGCUGAAGUUGAGGCAGAAGAACGCCGACUUCAACUUGCAGAACUUGAUGGCGCCGAGGAGAGUGAUGAAGAGCCUAUCAUGGCGUCGCGUGGUAGGAAGGCUCCUGGGAAGAAAACUUCGAAAAAGGGCACCGCUCCCUCGCGCAACACCCCGAGUGGCUCCGAAGGCCCUGCUGGGGCUUCUAGCACCCAACCGCCCCCUGUCGCCCGGACAGACUCAGACGCUAUAGGGGAAGCCACCCAGAAUGGAUUCUCUACACCACCUCCCGGGUCGCAUACGCCCUCUGACCCUGCUGGUCCUGGGGCGAUUGCCAUGGGAAGUCAGGAUGAAAACAUGGACAUCGAUGGCCCCACUACAUCCGCCCCUGUUCACAGUGCGCUAUCGGUCCCAGGUGGAGUAGAGCUGGAAGAUCCCGAAUAUAAAGUGUGGAAGCAAGUGACCAAAAAAGACCGCGCGCUUAUCGCGGCCGAUCGGCAUCGUCUCCUUAGAGGAGACAAACUCAACUCUGAAGAGCCGGCUCUGCUCAGAACCAAGGCCGGAAUGCGUCGUUGGCUUCGCCAUCAGAAGCUAGCCACCAUUGAGGCCGAUCGGUCUCGCGAUACGGGCUCUCACACCAUGGAAACCGAGGUUGCAAGCGAAUCACUUGCAGAAGGCAUCGAGGUUGAGGAAGACCAAAUGGUUCCAUUCUAUUAUGACGUUAUGUCUGGAGUCCCUGAUCUUCCCGAACAGCUGCUCUGGAAAGAAGACGGGCAGGGCAACGUGGUUGAUGCCUCGGAAGAAUUCCUGCGAAUUCUCCCCAAGGGCUCCUUCGUACAGCCGGAUAGCAAGCUGACGCAGAAGAUGAACGCGAAUAUACGGCAAAUGCAAGAGACCCGGAAGAUAUGUUCAAAGAUUGGCAUCGUCAAGCAAAUGCAGCUUCAAUCCCAGAUGUAUCAAAACCAAUUUCAAAAAUAUCAACCAGAACCAUUUGUGGAGCAAGACGCCGAGCCCCAUGUCAUGAAUGACAACGGCCCCGUCAUAGCUCCCUGGGCAUGCAGAGCAGCCUUGCAACGGUCGGUCGCCAAGAUUUUUUACCACACUGGAUUCGAGGAAUACCAGCCUUCUGCGCUUGAGGCCGUGACAGACAUUGCUGCCGAUUUCUUCCAGAAGCUUGGGUCAACUGUAAAGUCCUACAUGGAAACACCCAAAAUGCCUGCCACUGAGAACCAGGACCCUAAUUCUCCAUUGGCUGAGUGGAAGCCUGCAUAUACGGAGCCGGAGAUUAUCCUGCACACUUUGUCCUCUGUCGGCGUACACCUUGACGAGUUAGAGCUCUAUAUCAAGGAUGAUAUUGAUCGUUUGGGGACUAAACUCACCGCAGCUCAUAGUCGCCUUAAGUCACUAUUGACCGAACUUCUCCGACCUGCCCUCGAAGGCGGCGAAGACGGCUCAAACGCAUUCAAGGAUGGCAGCGAACAGUUUGUUGGUGGUGAUUUUGCCGAAGACAUCGACGAGGAUUUCUUCGGAUUCAAAGAGUUGGGCUUGGACCGAGAAUUCGGUCUCUCCACUCUGAGUGUCCCAUUGCAUCUGCUCCAGAACCGGAUGUUCAACGCGGCCAAUCCACAAAGCACCACUGUCUCGCAAUCUGUUGAUCUGUUCCCCCCGCCGCCACCUUAUGCCCGCAUCUCAUCCGAGAAUGUAUCCGACCAAAUCGGGCUCUUGCACUCGUUCUUCAAGGGCAAGUUGAACACCAGUCGUAAUGAACCCCUGGUGGAGGAUCUCGAGCUGCCACCCAAGCAGAGGCCCAUGGCUGCCAAAACCCGUCUUCCACCCUCUGGCAAAAUCCCCCAACAUGGUCUCGCCGGUCCAACAUCCAGCCCACAGAAGCGCACUGCCCCGUCAGCUGCCUCCAAAACCACUACUACAGAACCAAGCAAGAAGAAAAUCAAGAAAAACAGCGGAAUCCCUGAAAUGCCCAACUUCAAUCCCGAUGGUGAGGGUGAUAGAAGCAUUACAGACCCAUCCGGCACCGUCAAUGCACAAAUCGACGGUCCUGUCGGUGGUGCUGACGCCACAGCCACCGAAGCGUGA
Messenger RNA from Penicillium salamii, 3363 nucleotides. Lineage: Eukaryota; Fungi; Ascomycota; Eurotiomycetes; Eurotiales; Aspergillaceae. The record is from the annotation of a GenBank genome assembly.